This is a messenger RNA of Helianthus annuus (common sunflower), 701 nucleotides long. Its product is annotated as 40S ribosomal protein S20-2. Gene Ontology annotation, cellular component: cytosolic small ribosomal subunit; ribosome. Gene Ontology annotation, molecular function: structural constituent of ribosome. Bases 167 to 535 code for a protein of 122 amino acids. Lineage: Eukaryota; Viridiplantae; Streptophyta; Magnoliopsida; Asterales; Asteraceae. The record is from RefSeq and is a predicted model, not a curated record. The transcript has 4 exons. Gene Ontology annotation, biological process: translation.
AACUGGGCCUCAACUAUACCCCCAAACACUUUGCAAAUCAGGGUUAUAAUAUAAAUCGAGCUAGGGUUUCAAUUCCGUCUUCCGAAACACAACUGCAAUUGUUCAAGGAGGCUGAGCCGCCGUCUUCAUCACCGGAAUAAUCCCGUAAUCUUACAGAACAAAGAAGAUGGCUUACGCAGCAAUGAAGCCAACAAAGGCAGGGCUAGAAGAGCCCCAAGAACAGAUCCACAAGAUUAGGAUCACUCUUUCUUCCAAGAAUGUUAAGAAUCUUGAGAAAGUGUGUGCUGAUUUGGUUCGUGGAGCCAAGGAUAAGAAAUUGAGAGUCAAGGGACCAGUUAGAAUGCCAACUAAGGUUCUUAAUAUCACAACCAGGAAGUCUCCUUGUGGUGAAGGAACAAACACCUGGGACAGAUUUGAGCUUCGUGUACACAAGCGUGUUAUUGAUCUUUUCAGCUCACCGGAUGUUGUGAAACAAAUUACCUCAAUCACCAUUGAACCCGGUGUUGAAGUCGAGGUUACCAUUGCUGAUUCGUAGGCGUACUCUGUUUUAUGAUGGAUGGUUAAGAAUGUCUUUUGGUUGUGUAAUAGUUUCAUUUCAUGUAGGAUUUGAAUAUCUUUGCAAUUUUGAAAUUAUUUGACAGGAAGUUCAGAGUUCAGAGUUGUGUUUUAUUUAUAUCAUUUGUAUUUUUCACGACCUUUAA